UAGACAAAGAGGAAAAUAUCGAACUGGAGGGAAAUUAUUCUUUCUUUGAACUAUAAAAGGUUGGCACAAUCUGCAAGUAGAUCAGUAGAAAUCGUUCUAACGUUCAACGUGUUGAAACAGAUAAUCUUAAAAAAAAAUAAUAUAAUCAAUAUGAAGUUCGCCAUUGUUGCUGCCGUCCUUGCUUUGGCUUUGGGUGCUAAUGCCUCCCUGUAUCCCCUUGGUCCAGUUGUCGUUGGUGGUCCCCUGCCAGGUGCCGUAGUUGUUGGUCAUCCCGGUCCUCUUGUAGUUGGACCCGGCCCAGUUCAAGUGGUCACCAGCCCAGUUCACGUACCAGCUGUCGUUGCCGUCGCUGCUCCUGGUGCCGUUUCAGUUUCCAAGACUCGUGGUGCUGUCCAUGUUGCUCCUCUGCCAGGCCAUGCUCAAUCUGUGGUUCAGGCUAACUUGCAACCUGCUCCCGGAACCUUGUAAAUUUCUUCAAUAGCUAAAAUCCCAAAAUCUAAUGGAAUCGGCAAUGAAUUUUUGGUUAAAUGAAAAACACGCAACAAGCGAGAGGAUAACAAUUUUAGUAAAUCCUUAAAAAACAACUCCAUAACAUUUCUAUCAACUCUUUUCAUUUCACCACUAUUUCUUUCUAUCAUCUUUGUAAUUUCUCAUCUAUCUUCUCUAUUCUCUUGUGAUACUUUACUUAGUGUACAAUUUUUCAUAGUCACUUCUAAGUCACUGCCCCCUGCCAUCUAUCAUUUUCACCUUUCCUUCCUAUUCUGCAUACAAUACUGACUUUAUGUUCUCUGAAAAGAAACCCCACUUGGUUUUUAAACGAAGUUAUGCACUGAAGGAAGUUUUUUUAUGAAUAAAAAAUAAAAAGCAUUUUAAUAUUAAAAAAAUAUA
Messenger RNA from Musca domestica (house fly), 888 nucleotides. RefSeq names its product adult cuticle protein 1-like. Lineage: Eukaryota; Metazoa; Arthropoda; Insecta; Diptera; Muscidae. The record is from RefSeq and is a predicted model, not a curated record. The transcript is spliced from 2 exons. Bases 151 to 468 code for a protein of 105 amino acids.